Messenger RNA from Antechinus flavipes (yellow-footed antechinus), 1144 nucleotides. It is a transcript of the gene ARF5, whose product is annotated as ADP ribosylation factor 5. Gene Ontology annotation, biological process: vesicle-mediated transport; intracellular protein transport. Gene Ontology annotation, molecular function: GTPase activity; GTP binding. Gene Ontology annotation, cellular component: cytoplasm; plasma membrane. The transcript has 6 exons. The record is from RefSeq and is a predicted model, not a curated record. Lineage: Eukaryota; Metazoa; Chordata; Mammalia; Dasyuromorphia; Dasyuridae. Bases 166 to 708 code for a protein of 180 amino acids.
GGCGGGGUCCUAAUGAGGGGCGGAGCUCUCCAGUGACGUCACGCUGGUCCUGUAAGCGCGGAGGCGGCUCCGGUUCCUGCUGCCGCUGCUCCUCAUCCCCCCAGCAACCUGCCGGCUCCCCGCUCCCGGCUCCCGGCUCCCCGCUCCUCCCUCCCCGGCCCAGUCAUGGGCCUCACGGUGUCCGCGCUCUUCUCGCGGAUCUUCGGGAAGAAGCAGAUGCGGAUCCUCAUGGUCGGCUUGGAUGCCGCAGGCAAGACCACAAUCCUCUACAAACUGAAGCUGGGCGAGAUUGUCACGACUAUCCCCACCAUAGGCUUCAACGUGGAAACCGUGGAAUAUAAGAACAUUUGUUUCACCGUCUGGGAUGUAGGAGGCCAGGACAAGAUUCGGCCUCUUUGGAGACACUACUUUCAAAACACUCAGGGGCUUAUCUUUGUAGUGGACAGCAAUGACAGAGAACGAGUCCAAGAAUCUGCCGAUGAGCUUCAGAAGAUGCUCCAGGAGGAUGAGCUUCGGGAGGCUGUGUUGCUGGUGUUUGCAAAUAAGCAGGACAUGCCCAAUGCCAUGCCUGUGAGCGAACUGACUGACAAAUUGGGUUUGCAGAGCUUACGUAGCCGGACUUGGUAUGUCCAAGCAACCUGUGCUACCCAGGGUACCGGGCUGUAUGAUGGGCUGGACUGGCUUUCCCAUGAGCUGUCAAAGCGCUAACUACUUCAGGAGUAAAACCCCAGCUGGAAGAAAAUUCCCAGGUUGUAUCUCUUGGACAAUUGAACUCUUGAGGACUCCUGAGGCAGCACUUCCUGCUUCCUACCCUUCCCCCCUUUCUACACACACACACACACACACACUCAGACACUCACACACACUCUCUGUUACAGCUGUUCUUGCCUGCAUGUUCUCUCUUACCAGGACCCAAAAGACUAACCCUCUGGGUACUGGGGGGAGGGAGGAAAAGGGUUGUCUUCUGACUCCCUGGGAACUGUGCAAGCAGCUACAGGAACCAAGGCCUUCCAGAAAAGAAACUGGGUUGACUUUUGAUUUCAUUCUUUUGGGUACAUUUCUUGGGGGGAUGUGGGGAGGGGUACCAGACUGGUGCUGUGAUUCAGCACUGGAUAUUGAAUAAUAAAUUUGCUGUGGUUUGUAA